AUGAAUAGAUCACCAGGAGAAUUCCAGAAAUUUGCCAAGGCUUUCCAGAGACAACUAGCAAGAGCCCAACAGGCGGGUGGUGGCUCUGGUCCUCGUGCCCCCCGCGGUGCUUUCGCCGGCUUAGGAGGGUUGAUUCUCCUUGGGGGUGGGGCCAUGCUUCUCAACGCCUCUCUUUUUAAUGUAGAUGGUGGUCACAGAGCUAUCAUGUACUCACGUCUAAGUGGUGUACAGCAGCGUAUUUACAAUGAAGGUACCCACUUUGCUAUUCCAUGGCUGGAGACCCCGGUGGUAUAUGAUGUGCGUGCGAAACCCCGUAACGUGGCAUCGUUAACGGGAACAAAGGACUUACAAAUGGUGAAUAUCACUUGUAGGGUUCUUUCGAGGCCGAAUGUUGCAGAAUUGCCCACAAUAUACCGUACACUGGGACUGGACUAUGAUGAGAGAGUCUUGCCCAGUAUCGUGAACGAAGUGUUGAAGGCGGUCGUCGCUCAAUUCAAUGCUUCGCAAUUAAUAACACAGAGAGAAAAAGUCUCUAGACUUAUCAGGGAAAACUUGGUGCGUCGUGCGUCCAAGUUCAACGUUUUGCUUGACGACGUGUCAAUCACUUUUAUGACCUUCUCACCUGAAUUCACAUCGGCUGUAGAGGCGAAGCAGAUUGCCCAACAGGAUGCGCAAAGAGCAGCUUUCGUAGUCGACAAGGCCAGACAGGAAAAACAGGGUAUGGUAGUUAAAGCUCAAGGUGAAGCAAAAUCUGCAGAGCUGAUUGGUGAUGCUAUCAAGAAAUCCAGGGACUACGUCGAACUUAAGAGAUUGGAAACGGCCAGGGAGAUUGCAGACAUCUUGAGCACAUCCCCAAACAAAGUUAUCUUGGACAACGAGGCCCUAUUGUUGAAUACUGUGACGGACAGCAGAAACAAAAAGUGA
Lachancea fermentati is the source of this 924-nucleotide messenger RNA. The record is from the annotation of a GenBank genome assembly. Lineage: Eukaryota; Fungi; Ascomycota; Saccharomycetes; Saccharomycetales; Saccharomycetaceae.